Fusarium venenatum is the source of this 1539-nucleotide messenger RNA. RefSeq names its product cytochrome P450. The record is from RefSeq and is a predicted model, not a curated record. Gene Ontology annotation, molecular function: monooxygenase activity; iron ion binding; oxidoreductase activity, acting on paired donors, with incorporation or reduction of molecular oxygen. Lineage: Eukaryota; Fungi; Ascomycota; Sordariomycetes; Hypocreales; Nectriaceae.
AUGAACUCUCACAACGAUACAACGCAACGUAUGCGGUCGAAUCUCAUGGAUCAGGCACCAGAUUCCCUCAUACCAUAUGCCUUGGUCACCCUACUGGCCGUGAUGGUGUACUGGUCUCAAUUCACACAACCGAAGGAUUUGCUCAACCCACGAAAAACAUUCGAGUUCAGCAACAUACCGCGACUUAAAAGAUACAUGGAAAAUAGUAACAGUCUCGACACUCUUGCUUCUGGGGCCGCGCGAUUCGUUGGGAAGCCGUAUAGACUGUUCUGCGAAUGGGGAGAGUUGACGAUUCUUCCACCCCAAAUGAUCGACGAGAUCAAGAGCGACAAGAGAUUUGACUUUGGCGCAGCAGCUAGUGAUGACAACCACGCCUACAUCCCCGGAUUUGGUGCUCUCAUGCAUGAUCCCGUCAUGCCAAAGGUCAUCGGACGACACUUGACCAAGGCUUUGGCCAAGCUCACGAGUCCCUUGUCUGAUGAAGCCGCUCUCGUUAUGCAAAGUGUCAUUACUGACUCGACUGAAUGGCAUACUCUCAAUCUUAACGAGCAUAUCUCUACUAUUGUUUCACGUAUGUCCUCACGAGUAUUCAUGGGCGAAGAACUUUGCCGUGAUGAAGGAUGGAAUAACGCCAGCGCGUACUACACUAGGAAAACGUUCGAAGCCAUGAUGAUUCUCUGCGUCAUUCCCCGCUGGCUGCGCCCUUACAUCCACUGGGUUCUCCCCCAAUGUCGAGAGGUGCGACGAGCAUUGACCGCUGCCCGCAAAGAACUAAACCCUCAUAUUGAACGUCGAGAGAGAAUCAAGGCUAAGGCACUAGCCAGAGGCGAGAAACCUCCCUUCGAUGAUGCGAUCGAAUGGUUUGCUCAGUCUGGUUCUGAACUACCGCCUGCUGAUUGCCAAAUUGCGCUGACUCUAGCCGCUAUCCACACUACUACUGAUCUUCUAUCACAAACAAUGGUUAAUAUCGCUACGUAUCCUGAGAUAUUCACAGCUCUUAGGGAAGAAAUUAUACAAGUCCUGUCAGAGCAAGGUCUGAAGAAGACAGCGCUAGCUGAUCUCAAACUGAUGGAUAGCUUCCUGAAAGAGACACAACGGAUGAAACCCAUUCUCAUAGGAUGGAGAAGGCGAGCCCUCGAAGACAUUACGCUAUCAAACGGAACGACUGUCAAGAAAGGUAACAAGGUUGUAGUCACAGCUACCCACAUGUGGAGUGAUGAGAACUACACCAACGCCAAGACAUUCAAUCCUUACCGAUUUGUUCCCAAGGACAACGAACAGAUGUCUUACUUGGUGAACACAAGUCCAAAUCACCUCGGAUUCGGUCACGGCUUGCACUCUUGCCCGGGACGCUGGUUUGCCUCCAACGAAGUCAAGAUCGCACUUUGUCAUUUGCUUCUAAAGUAUGAUUGGAAGCUUGUCGACGGCAAGAGGCCUGAGCCAGUGGCCUUCGGAAUGGCUUAUGUGGCCAACCCAGAAGCAAAACUACUUAUUCGAAGACGGAAGGAGGAGCUUGAUUUGAGUACAUUGGAGUAUUGA